UCUAAAAAAAAAAAAAAUAUGUUGCCGAAUUAUGUGGCGACGCUUCUAGCGGGUUGGUUGUUAUGGUCAACCCAGCAUGGAUGUGACGCUAGACCUAUUCUGAUGUCUCCCUCCAUAUCGCCAGCGAGAGCUACUCUCAACGCCGACAUAUCAUGUGACACCGCCAAAGACUGCGGCGACAUUAGAGUUGUGUUCUGUGAUAACAAAACCGGUAAAUGUGGUUGCCAGGAUUUUAAUAGUAUUCUAUCAGGUGAAGGACACUGUCUUAAAGGCAAGCAGUUGGGCCAGACAUGUACUACUGUUGAACAAUGUCAAUUCCAUAACGGACAUGCGCAUUGUGUGAAUGGCGUAUGUGUUUGUCAAGAAGGUUUCUUUCAUGUUCAAGAUAUCAAUGGUACCACAUGUCUUGAAGGAAGUUUCAUGGAUACAGAAGACAAGAUGGGCGUUACAGAAGAACCCGGAUCCAAAGUACAAACCAAGAUGAUUCCCAUCGUUGUAGCUUUGGGUAUAAUGUUUGUCGGUAUAUGUGUGGCAAUGCAUUUAUUCAGCAAAGCCCGAUUCCGGAACCAAAGGACUAUCUUCAAUUCACCUCACCCUCGUCUGAUGCACAUCAGGGUUAGCCGAAAUCAGAAAAGCGGCAAGCGACGCACGAGCCUUCAGGUUACCGACUGUCGUCAGCUUAGUAGUAUGAGCUCUCAACCUUCCCUUCACUCCUCACGUUCUGAAACUCAACAAGAAAGUCAAGAUCCUCUCAACUAUUCAAACAAGAGCACCGGAAGCAGCGUAGUUGGUACCCCAACAUCGCUACCAUUGUCUUCUUUCGAUGACGCCAACGCAGUCAAAAAGGGGUCAGUUAGGAGGACCAAGGCGGACGUAGAGCCGCUCACAUUAAGCUACACAGUUGUGCCUAGCGGACCAAGCUCACCCACGAUUAUCAUUUCGAACAAGAAAAGUACCACCUUUACUGCAUAAGCCCAUUCGACCAAAACCGAGUCUGAAAAGAGAAGAUUUUUUCCAAAUUGUAUAUAACGCUAUCAAGAUUUCUACUAGCAUUUUAUGAUUCAAUUUAAAGAUGAUCUUCAGUCAACCAGACCCCUUUACAAGUUACCAUUGUGAGAUACAGGUUGGAAAAAAACUGUUAUAAACUUUUUAUUUGUAACCGUGCAGUGUCUCAUCACUUUAGACACGUAUACUAAACAAAUCAUGUGCAAUAUUAAAUACCGUGCAGUGUCUCAUCACUUUAGACACGUAUACUAAACAAAUCAUGUGCAAUAUUAAAUAAAUGUUAUAAUCUACUCACUAGGUAGGAUUAUGUAUGAAAAACAUUUUUUUUAAUGUCGUAUUUUAGGCUAUUUAUAUCUUAUGUACUUUUCACUUAAUCCAUUUGAAACAAUAGUAAUAUUAUAUGUAACCUUACGAACUACUAAUGUUUCUACCAUUAGGUAUUUAUUUCUUAUUUGGCGAGUUGGCCCAUUAUCUUUUCUCUACCAACACUGCUUGUUAUUUUCAAUUAAUCGGUUUGAAUAAAAAUUACAUAA
Messenger RNA from Limulus polyphemus (Atlantic horseshoe crab), 1538 nucleotides. Its product is annotated as multiple epidermal growth factor-like domains protein 11. The transcript has 7 exons. Lineage: Eukaryota; Metazoa; Arthropoda; Merostomata; Xiphosura; Limulidae. The coding region runs from base 19 to 972 and encodes 317 amino acids. The record is from RefSeq and is a predicted model, not a curated record.